CCAACCUUCAACUAUAGUUCACCGUACUGGACAAACAAGGCUACUUUUGCAGUUGAAGAUGGACUUGAAGGACUAACAGAAAAAGAAAGCAAAUUGGCAUCUUACUGGAACACUCCUUUUACGAAAAUAUGUCUUGGUAUGACUAUUAAUGGUAACAGGAGGUGGAUGCUGCUAGAAUACAAAGCAGAUUCCCUUUACAGCGUGAUUGCAGACGGUCAAUCCAGAAACACAACUGCUGGAAUAGAGAAUUGGAAAUCUCUCAUAGCUGGCUCCUUCUUACAACCCUACUGCAACUAUGAGAGCUUCAACAUAAAUUUCAUCAACCCUCCAAAUUUUUCUCUGCGUGCCCGACUUGGUUUGGCUGCGAACAAUCAGGAUAAUUGUUUGUCCUGUGACUCUUGGAUUGGUUUUGGCGUACACUGGCGUAGUAAUUGUAAAACAAGUGAAGCAUUUCGUGCCUGUGGAAAUGCAUUCAUGUGCGGGAAUAAUGUUAUAGAUAACCCAGCAUUUGGAUAUAUUUUGGUGCACUAA
Messenger RNA from Paramuricea clavata, 531 nucleotides. The record is from the annotation of a GenBank genome assembly. NCBI's taxonomy places the organism in Eukaryota, Metazoa, Cnidaria, Anthozoa, Malacalcyonacea, Plexauridae.